AACAAAUUAAUUAUGUGAUAAUGGCUACCAGUGAUAAUGGCUACCAGUUCCAACUAACCAAACACGUGAGAAAUGGUCAGCUGACCACGUGAGUUUAGCUACAUUGCUGGACUGAAUUGUUAGAUGGAGCUAAACAUCAAUGGCUCGAAAUCAAAUCAUGAAAGGAUCCAUUUUCAUUUCUCUUUCCUUCACUGUCAGUUUUACUACAGGCAUCUCAAAUCUUAUAUAAGCUACCAACGCCUGACUUUAUUAGAGCGCACAAUUGUUAUCUUCUAUUUGCGGUGAAAAUUGGAGUUUUUUAAGCUAAAAACAAGUUUUAGUCCAAUUCAUCAAUCUUUAGAAAGCCAUGGGAUCAGAAUCUCAGACCGUUUGUGUUACCGGAGCAUCUGGGUUUAUUGGAUCAUGGCUCGUCAUGAGGCUCCUGGAGAAUGGUUAUACGGUUCGAGCCACUGUCCGUGACCCUGAUAAUGCAAAGAAAGUGAAGCACUUGAUUGAGCUGCCUAAAGCUGACUCCCACUUGACUUUGUGGAAGGCUGAUUUAUCUGAAGAGGGCAGCUUUGAUGCAGCAAUUCAAGGCUGCUCCGGAGUGUUUCAUGUUGCUACUCCAAUGGAUUUUGAGUCUAAGGACCCUGAGAAUGAAGUGAUAAAGCCAACAAUAAGUGGAGUAUUGGACAUCAUGAAAGCAUGCCUCGAAGCAAAAACAGUUCGAAAGUUGGUGUUCACAUCAUCAGCUGGAACUGUCAAUGUUGAAGAACACCAAAAACCCGUUUAUGAUGAAAGCAACUGGAGUGAUUUGGAAUUUGUUUACGCCAAGAAAAUGACUGGAUGGAUGUAUUUUGUCUCCAAGACAUUGGCUGAGCAAGCUGCCUGGAAAUUUGCUAAGGAGAAUAACUUGGAUUUCAUCACUAUAAUUCCUACUCUUGUCAUUGGUCCAUUUCUUAUGCCAUCAAUGCCACCUAGCCUGAUAACUGGCCUUUCACCGAUCACCGGUAAUGAAGCUCAUUACUCCAUCAUUAGGCAAGGCCAGUUUGUUCACUUGGAUGAUCUGUGCAUGGCUCACAUAUUCUUGUUCGAAAAUCCUAAAGCAGAGGGCCGAUACAUUUGUUCCUCCCAUGCUGCUACCAUUGUUGAACUUGCCAAAUUGCUGAGAGAAAAAUACCCAAAGUACAAUGUUCCUACUAAGUUCAAAGAUGCGGAUGAAAACUUGGAAAACGUAGUUUUCAGUUCCCAAAAGUUGCUGGACUUGGGUUUCCAGUUUAAAUACAGUUUGGAGGACAUGUUUACUGGAGCUGUCGACACAUGCCGAGAAAAGGGAUUAAUUCCUGCUCCUGUUUCCAUUGAGAAGGCAGUCAAAGGUACCACUCCUGCGUCUACUGAGAAGACAGUACUUAAUGAUACCAGUUAGAAGAAGUAAAAACAUCUACCAAAGAUAUCAUCAUUGUCAUGUUCAUGGUUUUGGUAAUGGUUGGGAUUGAAUGAAAAUAAGGAUUUUUCUAAAGAAUUGUGAAGUUUGUUCUUGCUGAUAUUUUCAAUGGGGGAGUGGACCAAAUUAUGUAAAAUCAAGUUUAUGAAUGUGUCGAUUUUGGAAGUGGUUGUUGUUAUUGAAUUAUGAUAUUUAUAAUUUAUUCCAAAAAUUGGGCACAUUUAUUAUGUUCCUAUAACUUAA
Molecule: messenger RNA, 1666 nt
Organism: Durio zibethinus
Lineage: Eukaryota; Viridiplantae; Streptophyta; Magnoliopsida; Malvales; Malvaceae
Product: bifunctional dihydroflavonol 4-reductase/flavanone 4-reductase
Biological process (GO): anthocyanin-containing compound biosynthetic process
Molecular function (GO): dihydroflavanol 4-reductase activity
Source: RefSeq, a predicted model, not a curated record